This is a messenger RNA of Prunus persica (peach), 1513 nucleotides long. RefSeq names its product dnaJ homolog subfamily C member 2. Gene Ontology annotation, cellular component: cytosol. Gene Ontology annotation, molecular function: Hsp70 protein binding; ribosome binding. Gene Ontology annotation, biological process: regulation of translational fidelity; 'de novo' cotranslational protein folding. NCBI's taxonomy places the organism in Eukaryota, Viridiplantae, Streptophyta, Magnoliopsida, Rosales, Rosaceae. The coding region runs from base 21 to 992 and encodes 323 amino acids. The transcript is spliced from 2 exons. The record is from RefSeq and is a predicted model, not a curated record.
CUUAGCUCUGAGAUCCAACGAUGGAGUUUUUGGACGAGGACGCAAGGCCAAGGUUCCUCUUCCAAUCGAAAGCAGUGGCUUCUUCAGCCACAGACCCAGAACCCCAUUACAAGAAUCUCAACAAACCAUUCAUUGCCUUUACAAUAUUACUCUCAAUUCUAUUACUGGGUCUCUCCUUCUUCUUCCUCCAAUCCGAACCCUACCAAUCUCUCCUCAUCUGGGUUGCUCUCUCCAUCCUCGUCGGCCCCUUCGCUCCCGCUUCAGUCACCGGUGGUGACAUCAGCGUCGGUCACGGCCAAAUCCUCGACCUCCCUGAAAUCACAACCCAAGUAGAGGAGGAAUCGAAGAAGAGGGUGUCUCAAAAGAGAUCAAAGCCGCGUCGAUUUGAUGAAUUGGGCACAGAUUCGACACCGGUGGCCGAAACUGUUAAUGGGCCUGUGAGAGAAGAGAAAAAGCGUGAGGUUUCCGAAGGUAAUGGUAAUGGGUCUAUGGUGUUUGAUGAAGAGACGGAGUGGGUUGAAGAGGAUGUUGAGUUUUUGAAGAAACUGCUCUUGAAGUACCCGGUAGGGAAGCUGAGACGGUGGGAGGUUAUUUCCGAGUCGUUUCGGGGAAAGCAUAAGGUGGAGAGUGUGAUCAAGAAGGCCAAAGAAUUGGGAGAGAAGAAAGUGACUGAUUCAGAUUCUUAUGCAGAGUUUUUGAAGAAGCGUAAGCCCAAUGACAAGAAAAUCGAGAGUGAGAGUCAAGACUUGGGUGAUGAGUUGGUGGUGGAAAAUGGUGAAGUGAAGAAAGAGAGCAAUGGUGGUGGGGUGAGUUGGGCUUCAACUGAAGACAUUGCAUUGCUCAAUGCCCUGAAGGCGUUUCCCAAGGAUGUGUCGAUGAGGUGGGAGAAGGUUGCAGCUGCUGUGCCUGGGAAGUCGAAGGCGGCUUGUAUGAAGAGAGUUGCCGAGUUGAAGAAGGGUUUUCGGAGCUCCAAGGCUUCAACAGAAGAGUAGAUGAAGCAAGGGAAGAUUGUCUGAUUUGGAAUUGGAUAUGCAUUUUGCAUUGAGGAGAUCAUGGAACAGUUUGAGAUUGUUUUCAGUCGUGUACAAUGAAAUUCCAGUGACUGAACCCAUUGAGAAGAUAUUUGAUUCUUUCUGGAAUCUUCAUAGAACAGAAGGCAGAGAAAUAAGAGAUGUGAAAGCUGAGAGGGACCACAACAGGGUGACCUUGAUUUUAUCAUACAUCUGGUGGCUUGCCAAAAUCUCAGUUGAUUCUGAUAAUGAGCAAUUUAUAGUUCAAGCAGGGUUGAGCAAUCCUUUCCAUAUUCGAAGGACUUUCUGUCAGAGAGUUUUGAGGCCUAUCAACUUUCUUGCAAUACUCAUAGAUUCUUAUGUUUUUUUUUAUAGUAUUCUUUGAAAAGGUUCUUAAGUGAGGCUUAUUUAUUUAUUUUUUCCUAAUGUUAGAUCAGAUAUGAACAGCUAAAAUACAUAAUGGGUGAGAUACAUUUCAAUAGAUCUCAAUUCUCAACCAUUCA